Molecule: messenger RNA, 2606 nt
Organism: Colossoma macropomum (tambaqui)
Lineage: Eukaryota; Metazoa; Chordata; Actinopteri; Characiformes; Serrasalmidae
Gene: vax1
Product: ventral anterior homeobox 1
Exons: 5
Coding region: 294-1253 (319 amino acids)
Biological process (GO): regulation of DNA-templated transcription; brain development; neuron differentiation
Molecular function (GO): DNA-binding transcription factor activity, RNA polymerase II-specific; DNA binding
Source: RefSeq, a predicted model, not a curated record
UUUACAGAACGUGCGAGAAAAGCGUCGCGUGUCCGUGUUUAGCUGAAGUGAGGAGUGAAGGUCGCUGGGUCGCCGCUGACCAGCAGCAUUUUAGAGGUCAGCAGAUUCCGAGGACAGCACAGCAUUGAACAUGAGGCCACUACCAGAGGUCAUUAACGUCAAAAAUGAAGCAGACAGACCAGCUGGAUUGAUCUCACACUCAAAAUCAUUACCACAGGCUGGAUCUCCUCUUUCAAAGAAGAAGGAGGAGGAGGAGAAGGAGAGUUGUUUCUCCGAUUGGGACGAGGCUAGCGAUGGAUGUCCGGUACAGCCAGGAGCCAGAGGCGGGGAUGGUUCUGAAGAACGGGCUGAAGGAGGGAGGGAAGGAGGGGAAGGAGCCCCAGGGGAACCUUUCCAAAACGCUGCUGAAGGAGCCACAGGAGUCCUUUGGCCCGUCCGGAGCUGUGGACAACCAUGAGAAAAGCAGGACGAGCUCAGGGGAUCCGGACUACUGCCGGAGGAUACUGGUUAGAGACGCUAAAGGCUCAAUCCGCGAGAUCAUCCUGCCGAAGGGUCUGGAUCUGGACCGGCCCAAGCGGACCCGGACAUCCUUCACGGCAGAGCAGCUCUACAGGCUGGAGAUGGAGUUCCAGCGCUGUCAGUAUGUUGUGGGCCGAGAGAGGACGGAGCUCGCGCGCCAGCUCAACCUGUCCGAAACGCAGGUGAAGGUGUGGUUCCAGAACCGUCGCACGAAGCAGAAGAAGGAUCAGGGGAAGGACUCUGAGCUUCGCUCCGUGGUGUCCGAGACCGCGGCCACCUGCAGCGUGCUGCGGCUGCUGGAGCAGGGCCGUCUCCUGACCCCUCCGGGGCUGCCAGGCCUGCUGCCCCACUGCGGCUCCGCCCUACGUGCGCCCGCCCUCGGCAUCACCGCCAACGGGGCGUCCUCCGGCGGAAGCGGCGGCGGAACGGGAAGCGCGUCCGGAUCGGGUUCGGCAGCCGGGAGCCCCCCAUUGCCAGCGGCUACCAGCUCGGCGACGGCGGUGACUGGGCUGCAGGGGUCGCCCCCCGCUCCCCACGGCCUGUUCAGCUUCCCUGUGCCGUCGCUGCUCGGCUCCGUGGCCUCCAGAAUCUCCUCCUCCGGGCCGCUGGCCAUGGCUGGCUCACUGGCCGGAAACCUGCAGGAACUGUCCGCGCGGUACCUCAGCUCGUCCGCGUUCGAGCCCUACUCGCGGACCAAUGGCAAAGACGCACUGGACAAGAAAGUUCUGGAAUGAUCUCUGUUUACUUUUUUGCUAAUUUUUUUUUUCCAAUUUCUCAAUUUUCUCGUUUUAAAAUGUUACUACUUCUUUUGCUCUUGAACUUUACUGUUGUUACUUGUUUUCGAUUUUGUUUUUUUUUUUAUUUAAAAAAUAUCUCUGUCUCCUUCGUGUCGUCCGUGCCGUGGUUGUCGGUCAGUCUCGUGCAUUUUAUUUUUUUAUUUCUGUUUUUUCUUUGAAAUUUCUCAGAAUGCACACGCGAAACAUGUCUCGGUACUGCCACAGCAGAAAGGCGAACUCGCGCUCGUCUCAUGGAAACGGGGGGAUUUUAAGAGCUUCUUGCACUAAUUCCUAAUUUCACCACCUGAGUCGAGAAGGAAGAAUGUCAAGCAAGAGGAAAAGACGGGGACCACUUUGUUUUUCUCCCCUCCAUAGGAUUCUGGACAUUUUCUGGACAUUUUUAGCCAACUCCCCCCAAAAAAUGUCAAGGAAAUGAUCCUGUGUGCUAGAAUGCCAAACAUGAUCCCACAGAGCUGCUGGGUAGCAAUGAAAACUGUCAGCGUGUCUCAUAGGAACGUUCUGGUUGGCUUGAAUCACCCAAUCUGUUCGAAGCUGCUAGCACAGAUAUAUGAAUGUUUCAGCUACAUCACUGAAGAAGGCCUGUAGGCCUUCAUUCUGCAGGCAUUUAUUCUGCACUGCUCCAACUCCUUUAACCCCUUAAACUCAGCGUCUGGGCAGUCGUGUGCAACGGUUUUGGCACCCCCGGUCAAAUUGCAUGCUUUUGUUGAUUUUAAUGUCACGUCCUCUGCAGAGAACACACGUUUUAAUGCGUAGUUACUGUUUAUUUGCUGAAUUUAACAUAUUAGGGUAAAAAUCUAAAGCAUAAAAUAUGGUGCAAAACAUAUGGCACUUUUUAUAUUGUAUGUUUUAUAUUUUUUCCAGUGUGUUAAGUUCAACAAAGAAAUUGUGCCCUAAAAAAACGUAUUUUCACUUUGAAAAUUAAACACACGUAAUUUGCCCAAGGUUGUCUUUCAAACUUUUGGACACGACUGCAUGGAGGUCCAAACUUAAAUUUCUCACUCUCACAACUACAGAGCAUGCCCAUUAGUUUCACAGUCGAUAGUGAAUAAUUUGUAGCCGAUACUGACCACCGUUUAAACGUUCUGGCCUUGUUAAAACUUAUUCGUUGAAAAUUACACUCUACAACUUCAUACUGUUCAGCUAUUUAGCUGAAAUGUGUCAGAAACAGAAGAAGUUGGAGUCUUGUUGAUUUUCUAGCUGUAAAUAAGUGAACACAUCCUCUACAGAGAACACACUUCUGCACAUUUUGACGCACAAUUACUGUUUAUUUACUGAAUUUAACAAAUUAAG